UCGGAACUUUGAAAUCCGGAUUAACCGAGAAAAAGAGAUCGCGAUGAAAAAGAAAAAUAGCAAGAAACGGGCCAAAGUAACAUCUGCUCUCGAUGAGCAAACUUCCAGUUAUUUCAAAAGGGUGGAAGAUAUGAUAAAUGAAGAUGAUUUUGAUGACGAUGAGAGUCGAAAAUUGUUUGUGGAGAACGUGUUUACACAAGUAGAAAACAACGAAGUUAAACUUUCCUGUGAUAUGAUGGUCAGCAGAACUAUGGAGAAGCUGAUUGUUUAUUUUAACGAUAUCCAAAUUCGCUGCGUAAUACAGAAUAUUGAAGAUCAUUUCUGCAAAAUCGCCAUGGACAAAUUCGGUAGCCACGUGCUCCAAUCGCUCAUCUGUGUUAUUCCGAAGGCAGUAAGGUCAGAGCGCAGUAAAAUAAGAGAAGUUGAACAAAAUUUCGACAAUUUGAAAAGUGCGGAGGAACUUUUCCUGAGUCUCUGUCAUUGUUUUCAAGAGAAUUUAGGAGAACUUGUUAGCCAUACUUACGGAAGCCAUGUUCUUAGAACUGCGUUCGAGGUGCUGGGUGGUGUGAAAGUUGCAGAUAGUGUUGUCCGCAGUCGAGCUUCAAGGCAAAGUAGGGAGAAAAGUAAUCAAUCAGAGGAGAAAAGACGAUCAAUCAAGCAGACUCAAGUGGGAAAUGCCUUUGGAACAGAUCCUAUUAAGCAUAUGGAGACAGUUGCAGUUCCAGAUAGCUUUCCACCCAUUCUCAGACAACUCACUAACAUGAUAAUUGAAAUGGAACUGCAAAAACUGGCUCUUCACCCAGUAAGUAAUCCCCUUCUGCAGACAUUGCUAUUGGUUCUACACAGGAAGGACCAGUCAUUGUGUAUGAAGUUAUGCAAGGCAGUUAUGUCUCAAAUUGACAUGUACAACAGUAAGAAAGGAAGAAUCAAAGGACCAAGAGAAUCAAAGGAAGGUGACCAUGAACAGGCCUCAAAAGAGCAAGAAAGGAGUUACAGGGUACCUGUUCUGCUUUCAAAUGAAAUCAGCAGUCAUUUGGUUGAAAAGAUUUUACAUGUUGUUACACCUGAGCUUUGGCGAGAGAUUUAUGAUUCGUACUUCAACACUCACUUGGUUCAGUUGUCCUGCCAUCCUAUUGCUAAUUUUAUCGUACAACAUCUGAUGGCAAGCACUACAGAUAAAGCUCAGGCUAAACAAAUAUUAGCUGAGCUGCUACCAUAUCUGGAAGAUCUUCUUGCUAAUGAGCACAUGGGCAUUGUAGUCAGAAUGGCUGAAGUUGCUGUGCAGUUUUUGAUCAAGCAAAAAACAAUGUUAAAAGCAUUGCUGCAAGCAUUUCACUGUGAAGGAAAGGAUGAACAAUCCAGUGCUGUUCUUUUGUUCUUGUCAUUAACAACUUAUGACAUUUUCUAUGGAACAAAGCCAGAUGAAAGAGGAGAAAUUGAAGAAGGUGUCAUUACUAUUGCAGAAGAAUCUCCCCCUGGAGCAAAGCUAAAAUCUAUUAACUUUCAUGGAGCUUUGUUACUGAAGACAUUAUUUGAUUUUCAAGACCCAAGCAAGGUGGUAACAAGCCUGCUUUGUCUUUCCAUGGAGGAAUUAAUGACCCUUGCCACAGACUCAAUGGGUUCUUAUGCAUUGGAAGCUUUCUUAAAGAGCAGAUUUGUGCCAUCAGAGAAGAAACAUGUUCUCAUUGAGAAGUUAAAGGGGACCUUUGUUAGGCUCGCUUGUGAAAAACAGGGUAGCCAUGUUGUUGAAACAUGUUGGAGACAAGCGGAGGUGAGAUAUAAGGAAGCCAUUACCCAAGAACUGCUUUUCAGUGAACAACAACUCAACGGUAAUUUCUAUGGCAGAAUUGUGCUCAGAAAUUGUGGCGUAGAGCACCUGAAAAGGAAAGACAAAACCUGGUUCGAGAAGGAGCAAAAGGCAGUCAAGAAGAGAAAAUUUUUGGAAGAGAUUUUAGAGGAGAGACAAGAUAUUAAGCAUACCAAGAAAGUGAAAUUGGUGGAAGAUGGCAAGUCUAAAAAUUUCGGCCGAGAAAUGGCGGCAUUGGGUUUCACAGCAAGUGGAGAAAAUGCUGUUGAUUCGGAGGAGGAAGAUGAUGCUGAUGACGCAAAAGGGUCGGUUGAUGCCGCGUUCGAAAAGAAACCGAAAAAGGAUCAGUAUGCAAACAAAAACAUGCAGACCGAGAAAAAGAAAAAGAACCGCUCUUCUAACGAAACAGACAAACUUGCUGAGUUAGAAUUCAUUGAUAGUGCCAUCAAGGCCACAAAGUCUCUGAAGAAGUCGAAAAAAGAGGAGAAAAAGAAGAAAUAAAAAUAGUUUCUUUUAAUGAUGUGCAAUGUGUGGCCUUUAAAUGCUGCUUAGUAAUUUUAAAUUCGUCAUUGAAUAAAAAAAAAAUUAAUAAAAAAAAGU
Stylophora pistillata is the source of this 2407-nucleotide messenger RNA. Its product is annotated as nucleolar protein 9. Gene Ontology annotation, cellular component: preribosome, small subunit precursor; nucleolus; 90S preribosome. The record is from RefSeq and is a predicted model, not a curated record. Gene Ontology annotation, biological process: ribosomal small subunit export from nucleus; endonucleolytic cleavage in 5'-ETS of tricistronic rRNA transcript (SSU-rRNA, 5.8S rRNA, LSU-rRNA); endonucleolytic cleavage to generate mature 5'-end of SSU-rRNA from (SSU-rRNA, 5.8S rRNA, LSU-rRNA). Gene Ontology annotation, molecular function: RNA binding. Lineage: Eukaryota; Metazoa; Cnidaria; Anthozoa; Scleractinia; Pocilloporidae.